Messenger RNA from Synchytrium microbalum, 1368 nucleotides. RefSeq lists its product as uncharacterized. The coding region runs from base 1 to 1368 and encodes 455 amino acids. Gene Ontology annotation, molecular function: nucleotide binding. Lineage: Eukaryota; Fungi; Chytridiomycota; Chytridiomycetes; Synchytriales; Synchytriaceae. The record is from RefSeq and is a predicted model, not a curated record. The transcript is spliced from 5 exons.
AUGUUUCGACGAAAGGCCAAUCCUGAGGUGCCCAAACCCGUCGAAUUACCUCCUCAAAGGAAUGAAGAUCAAGUUCCGUUGAAAGUGGCAAUAAUAGGAUGUGGACAACGAGGUGAUCGCGUAUACGGCGAAUGGUUUGCCACAAAUCGUGAUAAAGGAAUCGUAGUGGCUAUAGCUGAACCUAAUGCAACUCGUCGUGAAAAGACGGCAUUGAAACAUAAUUUGCCUGCCAACCGUGUGUAUGUUGAUUGGGAGGAUUUCGUGCAGGCUCAUGAUAAUGAAGGAUCCAGGAUUGCUGAUGCGUUGUUGGUGUGUACUCAGGAUCAAACUCAUGUGGACAUUGUCGAAGCAGGAUCUAAACGAGGAUAUGACAUCUUGUGCGAGAAACCACUGGCUACCGAAAUCAGUGAGGUUGUGAGGAUUAUCAAAGCAGUGAAAGAUGCCAAUGUGAUAUUUGGCGUCGCUCACGUUUUACGGUACUCGCCAUACACACAGGGCAUCCAGAGUCUAUUAAAACGUGGAGAUCUUGGUAGCGUUGUUAAUGUUCAGCAUUUGGAACCUAUCGGAAAUAUUCAUUUCUCUCAUAGUUACGUCCGAGGCAACUGGAGGAACGAAUCUACCUCGUCCUUUACGCUCUUGACAAAGUCAUGUCACGAUCUAGACCUGCUCAACUUGUACUUUCAAGGCAAACGAGCCACGAAAAUAUCAUCGUUUGGAUCAUUGUCGUACUUUAGGCCAGAAAACAAACCACCGAAAGCUGGAGACUCAACACGAUGCUGGAACUGUCCCGCUGAGAAAGAAUGCACGUAUAGUGCAAAGCGGAUUUACUGCGAGCCUGCUUCAAAAGGGAACUUUUCAUUUCCCGUGUACGUCAUAACCGACAUUGAAAACCUCGCCUCCGUCGAGCACGCAGUGCAAACCGGCCCAUACGGCGAAUGUGUCUACAACGGCACCAACAAUGUAAUCGACAGCCAGAUCGUAAGCAUUGAAUUCGAAGGCGGCGGUACCGCCUCCUUCACCAUGACAGCCUUCACCCAAAUCCUUGGGCAGCGGGUAACGCGCAUCAACGGCACAAAGGGUGAAAUUACAGGUGACAUGCAUGAAUUUAAUCAUUACGCAUUCGAUACGAGACGGAACAAAAAGUAUUGUCCGUUGCCUGCUAAUCCGAGUGGGCAUGGUGGUGGAGAUUGGGGUGUUAUUGAGGCGUUUGUCGAUGCUGUUAGGCAGAGGGAUCAGAGUUUGAUGGGGUGUACGCCUGAUGAUGUGCUGGAGUCGCAUCUGUUGGUGUUUGCUGCUGAGGAGUCGAGGAGGAAGGGGGUUACGGUUGAUGUUGGUGAGUAUAGAAAGGCUGUUGGGGCUAAUUUGUAG